AAAUAGACCGUCUGACACGUGUACUACAAGAAAGGGAAAGGGAACUUCAGGAGGAGAGAAGAGAAAAGGAACAAGUUAGAAACAGACUACAGCAACAACUUCAAGAAAGAGAACAACAAUUUCAAGAAGCACAGCAACAAGGACAAGAAAGAGAGAGGGAAAUUCAAUAAGCAAGGGAAAGAGAGAAGCGGGCCAGGGAGCAACAGCAGAAUCUUCAGCAACAGCUGCAAGAAAGAGAGAAGGAAAUUCAACAGGGUGGGGAAAGAGAACAGGGUCUUCAACAACAGCUUCAACAAGCUCAACAGCACCUUCAGGAAAGCCAGCAACAAGGACAAGAAAGAGAGAGGCAAGUUCAGGAUCUUCAACAACAGCUUCAAGAAAGAGAACAGCAGCUUGAGGAAAGAGAGAGAGAGUUCCAAGAAAGAGAGAGACAACUUGAAGAGCAGAUACAAGUGGCAGAGUCUUCCUGGGUAGUGAAUAGAAGAGAGAUUACCAUGACAGAGGUAGUCCUUGGUAAAGGAGGAUGGGGAGAGGUCAAAGUAGCUGGUUUUCGUGGUCUUAAGGUUGCUGCAAAGUGUCUCUACGAAAUUAUCAUCUCUCCUCAUAACAUUACGAAAUUCUCUCGUGAAAUGAAUAUUGCUUCUAAGCUACGUCAUCCUAACCUCCUUCAGUUCAUAGGAGCCACUACAGAGGGUAAUCCAAUCAUCCUGACAGAGCUAAUGCCCACCAGCCUAAGAAAAGAAUUAGAGACUGGAGGACUGGCCUAUCAUGCUGUACUAAACAUCAGUUUAGAUGUAGCCUGUGCUCUCAAUUACCUUCAUCUCUUCAAGCCUCAUCCUAUACUACAUAGAGAUGUCAGCAGUGCUAAUGUACUCCUUCAAACAACAGGAGGAGUGCAUGGAGGUUUGAGGGCUAAAGUAUCCGACUAUGGUACUGUUAGUCUUCAACCUCUUGCUAGAACAUGCAAUCCUGGUAAUCCUGUCUAUUCAGCACCUGAAGCAGCCAAUCCAAGGCAGCACUCUCCU
Messenger RNA from Amphimedon queenslandica, 1025 nucleotides. Its product is annotated as seven transmembrane domain-containing tyrosine-protein kinase 1-like. The transcript has a single exon. The record is from RefSeq and is a predicted model, not a curated record. Gene Ontology annotation, molecular function: ATP binding; protein kinase activity. Gene Ontology annotation, biological process: necroptotic signaling pathway; protein phosphorylation. Lineage: Eukaryota; Metazoa; Porifera; Demospongiae; Haplosclerida; Niphatidae. The annotation marks the transcript as partial.